Sphenostylis stenocarpa is the source of this 1140-nucleotide messenger RNA. The record is from the annotation of a GenBank genome assembly. NCBI's taxonomy places the organism in Eukaryota, Viridiplantae, Streptophyta, Magnoliopsida, Fabales, Fabaceae.
AUGGAGCUCAGUAAAGUCACCCUAGAGAUCUUCUCCAAGCUCGAACGCAAAUGGCUCUCACAUUGUAAAGCCAACAACAAAACCCGCAUUCUCAGCAUUGACGGCGGAGGAACCUCCGCCAUUGUCGCCGGCGAAGCUCUCAUCUACCUCGAGGAUCAGAUCCGUCUUCGCACCUCCGAUCCCCACGCUCAGGUUGCCGAUUUCUUCGACAUCAUCGCCGGCACCGGCAUUGGCGCCAUCCUCGCCGCCAUGAUCACCGCCGGCGAAGCAUCUGGCAGGCCGCUCUAUACGGCCAGAGAAGCCGUCGGUCUCCUCUCCGAGAGGAACUCCGAACUCUACAAGCUUAAAUCCGCCGGCGUAUUCCGCCGGGGCCGGAGAUUCUCCUCCACGAGCAUGGACAACGUGUUGAAGCAAGUAUUCCAGAGGAAGGAGGAUGGCCGGUUGUUGACCUUGAAGGACACGUGUAAACCGCUCCUUAUCCCAUGCUUUGACCUCAAGAGUUCCGCGCCGUUCGUCUUUUCGCGCGCCGACGCGUCCGAGUCUCCGAGCUUCGACUUCGAGCUCUGGAAGGUGUGUCGCGCCACGUCAGCAACGCCGAGCCAUUUCAAGCCAUUCGACUUCGCUUCCAUCGACGGCAAGACCUCAUGCUCCGCCGUGGACGGCGGCCUGGUGAUGAACAACCCUACGGCGGCGGCGGUCACGCACGUUCUCCACAACAAACACGAUUUCCCGUCGGUAAACGGAGUGGAGGAUCUCCUGGUCCUUUCCUUGGGGAACGGAUCGUCGAACACCAAGGUACGCGAGAAUCGCUCGUGCUCCACACCCUCGGUGGUUGACAUUGUCCUUGACGGUGUUUCCGAGACCAUUGACCAGAUGUUGGGGAACGCCUUCUGCUGGAACCGUACGGACUACGUCAGAAUCCAGGCCUUCGGUUUGGGAAGCGAAACAGUGAGGAAGGAGGAGGUGCUGAAAGAGAGAGGACUCGAGUCGUUACCAUUUGGCGGGAAGCGGUUACUGACGGAGACUAACGGAAACAGAAUUGAUAACUUCGUGCAACGCCUUGUUGCAACCGGAAAAUCAAGCCCGCCGUCUAGUCCGUGCAAGGAAUCCACCGUCAACCCUCUCGCUAACGGCCGCUAG